GUCAGAUUUUUUAUUUUUUUUACCUAUAUAUAUAUAUAUUGAUGAAUUAGUUAUAUAUAUAUAUAUUAUAUAUAAAUAUGUAAUUUUUAAAUUGGGAACUCUAUUCACUCCCCCCAAUCCAAGUACCAUAUGAUAUGGCCCAACUCUCAAAUACACGGCCCACUCACUCCACCCCACGGUCCCACCACUUUCAUUUGACUUUCCUUUAAUUAAAUCUAUCAAUACUAAAAAUUAGCACUAUUCACAAUUCACACUACAGAAGAAAGAAACGAAAAGUUCAUCUGAAAAGUAAAAAGGAGAAGAAGCAAAAAAUUGAAAGGCGCGAGACAGCGAAAGCAUAAUUCUGGGUUUUCAUUAAUCAUUCUUCUUCACAAAAUCCAACAUUGAAUUUGAGAUUAUCCAUCAUCAUCUUUCAUUUUAUUGAUUUCUAAUGGAUAAGAGAAAGAGAGGAAUUGAAUCGUACUUCCAAAAACAAAGUGCCCGAAUAGAUGUUGGUGGUUCCCGUUCAUCUAAUCCCGAGGUUCCAGUUCCAACUGUAGAUGCAAUUGAAAAAAGUCCACAACAAGCAGAAGUCCCUUGUCCAGAACUUCCCCCGCUUAAAAUCACAAAGAUUGGCAAUGAAUCUGAUGAUAUUCAUGUAGAACGUGAUCCAGGUAAACGAAAAAUGAUUUGGGAAUAUCCUGUGAAUAAAAGAGAUGAAAUUCGUCGAGAAUAUUUGAUGCACGGUCCUUAUCAAGUUAUGGUGCCCAGCUCUCAAAGGCCGAUUGAUAAGUGUAGUAGAAGGUUUUUGCUUUCUUGGUAUGAUCUAUUUCGGGAUUGGUUGGAAUAUUCACCUUCAGAAAAUGCCGUAUUUUGCUUUCCUUGUUUUCUUUUUGCCAAGAUAGAUUCAAAGUAUGGAGGCAAUGCUUUUGUUGUUGGUGGGUUUCGAACUUGGAAAAGAGUUAACAAUGGGAAAAAAUGUGCUUUUCUAAUCCAUGUAGGAAGUGCUCCCAAUUCUGCACAUAAAGUAGCUGUCAAAAGUUGUCUUGAUUUGAUGAACUCAUUGCAGCACAUUGGCAGAGUUGUUGACAAACAAACAUCCGAGUUAGUUAGAAAGAAUAGAUUACGAGUAAGAGCUUCAAUUGAUGUUGCUAAAUUAUGUGCUCUUCUAGGUAUUGCAUUCAGGGGACGUGAUGAGAGUCCUGACUCUCGUAAUCGUGGAAAUUUUUUAGAGAUUUUAAAGUACACAGCUUCUUAUAAUGAAGAGGUAGCUUCAGUGGUAUUAGAAAAUGCUCCUAAAAAUGCUUCAUAUACUUCUCAUUCAAUUCAGAAAGAGAUCUUAUCUGUCUAUGCCAGCAAAAUUCAGAAGUUCAUUCGAGCUGAGAUUGGUGAUGAAAAGUUCUGCAUCAUAGUAGAUGAAUCUCGAGAUGAAUCCAAAAGAGAACAGAUGGCUAUUAUUUUGAGAUUUGUGGAUAAGGAUGGGUUUGUUCGUGAAAGAUUUUUCGACAUAGUUCAUGUGGAAGACACCAAGGCAGCAACUCUGAAAAACAAAAUAAGUGAAGUUCUUUCUUAUCAUAAUCUCAGCAUUCAAAGCAUUCGAGGACAAGGAUACGAUGGUGCUAGUAACAUGAGAGGAGAAUGGAAUGGUUUGCAGGCUCUAUUUUUGAAUGAGUGCCCGUAUGCAUAUUACAUUCAUUGUUUCGCUCAUCGACUACAGCUGAUAUUAGUUGCUACAUCUCAAAAAGUUAUUCCUAUUGAGCACUUUUUUUCCCAGCUUCUUAUUAUUAUUAAUGUAGUUGAUUCUUCUGCGAAGCGCCAUGAUCAACUGCAAAUUGCGCAGGCUAUUCGAAUUGAAGAGUUGACUUCAACCAAUCAGCUUGAAACUGGCAGAGGAAAAAAUCAGAUUGGAAGUUUACAACGUCCAGGUGAUACACGAUGGAGCUCUCAUUUGAACUCUAUGCACAGCUUACUUAAGAUGUUUGAUUCUGUUCUUGUGGUACUUGGUGAGAUCAUAAAUGAUAAAAGUGCUGCUUCUAGGGCUGCAGCUGAUAAAGCUUAUGAUGUGAUGAUGUCCUUUGAAUUUGUAUUUGUCUUGCAUUUUCUUAUUGAUUUGUUGGGAAGAGCAAAUGAUCUUUGUAGAAUGUUGCAGUGCAUAUCCCAAGAUAUUGUUAAUGCAAUCGAUGCAGUAUCGAAUACAAAAGAGAUCAUCCAAAAAUUCCGAGAAAACGGUUGGAGUGGGUUACUAGAAAAGGUGAAGAGGUUUUGUGAGCAGCGAGAUAUUGAAAUUCCUGACAUGAAUGGUGUGCGUCGAUCAAGUAGAGGUCGUGCUCCGAACAAUCCUGUCACGUGGGAGCACCAUUAUCGAGUCGACAUCUUCUAUGGAACAAUAGAUUGCAUAUUGCAAGAAUUGGGAUUUAGAUUCAAUGAAGAUGCAAUUGAGUUGUUAAAGUUGAGUUCAUCUUUGGAUCCACGACGUGGGUAUGAAUUGUUUAGUAUUGAUGAUAUUUGCAAGCUAGUUGAGAAGUACUAUCCGGCUGAUUUUUCAAGUCAAGAUAAGCUACAUCUUAAGUAUCAACUCGAACUUUAUGAGCUUGACAUUCGAAAAAGUGCACAUUUUCAACAUGUUGAGACACUUCCUGAAUUAUGUCAACUAUUAUCAAAGACAGGUAAGUCAGCCAUUUACUAUCUUGUUGACAGGUUGAUUAGACUUAUUUUGACUCUUCCGGUUUCAACGGCAACAUCAGAACGUGCAUUCUCCGCCAUGAAAAUUGUGAAGACAAGGUUGCGAAAUAAAAUGGAAGAUGACUUCUUGUCUAGUUCUCUGAUAAUGUUUAUCGAGAGAGAAAUUGCUCAGAGCUUUGAUGUUGACUCAAUUAUAGAUGAGUUUGAUCUCAUGAAAACUCGUAGAUCGCAACUUAAAAUUGGUUGCAAGUGA
This is a messenger RNA of Salvia miltiorrhiza (redroot sage), 2914 nucleotides long. RefSeq lists its product as uncharacterized. Gene Ontology annotation, molecular function: protein dimerization activity. Lineage: Eukaryota; Viridiplantae; Streptophyta; Magnoliopsida; Lamiales; Lamiaceae. The transcript has 2 exons. Bases 431 to 2914 code for a protein of 827 amino acids. The record is from RefSeq and is a predicted model, not a curated record.